Messenger RNA from Condylura cristata (star-nosed mole), 450 nucleotides. RefSeq names its product interferon-inducible protein AIM2-like. The record is from RefSeq and is a predicted model, not a curated record. Gene Ontology annotation, molecular function: double-stranded DNA binding. Gene Ontology annotation, cellular component: AIM2 inflammasome complex. Gene Ontology annotation, biological process: cellular response to interferon-beta; activation of innate immune response. The transcript has 3 exons. Lineage: Eukaryota; Metazoa; Chordata; Mammalia; Eulipotyphla; Talpidae.
AUGGAGAGUAAAUAUAAGAGAAUACUGUUACUUGUCUGCCUGGAAAACUUGACCAAUAAGGAACUGAAGACACUGAAGUUUAUCCUUCCAGAUGAGUUUAAGGUCUCCAAAAGCAAACUAGCAAAUGUGAACAGGACAGAGGUAGCUGACUUGAUGACUCAAAGUGCUGGGAUCACCUCUGCAGUGAUGAAGACCCUACAUAUUUUAAAGAAGUUUUAUUACAGAAAACAGAAAAGAGAUCAUAUAUUAUUUGAACUUAAAGACAACACAGGGAGGAUGGAAGUAUUGGUGGUUGGAGAACAGAAAAUGAUCCACUGUGAGGAAAGGGAUAAACUUUGACUCACUUUCUUUGAGCUGUCAAAAUUUGGGGAAAAACUACAGUUGAAAUCAGGAGACCACAGUGCCUUUAAGACUGAGGAGCCGCCCCUUCAGGAAAUGCACGUUACAUGA